AUGGAAAAUCCCUCGCCGGAAAAUCUCAUACUGGUGAACCGGGAACUCGACGGCGUGGCUUAUAUAAUCAUCAACCGGCCAAAGUCUCUCAACUCCUUGACCCGACCCAUGAUGGUUCGUAUGGCAAGGGAAAUCAAGAGCCUAGCUUCCGAUGAUUCGGUUAAAGUGAUAAUACUCUCCGGAUCGGGUCGGGCAUUUUGCUCCGGCGUGGACUUGACUGCAGCGGAGGACGUUUUUAAGGGAGAUGUAAAGGAUUUGGAAACUGAUCCGGUUGCCCAGAUGGAGCGGUGCAAAAAGCCGAUAAUCGGAGCCAUAAACGGGUUCGCAGUCACUGCCGGGUUUGAGAUUGCCUUGGCUUGCGAUUUCUUGGUGGCAUCAAAAGAGGCUAAAUUCGUGGACACUCAUGCCAGGUUUGGGAUAUUUCCUUCUUGGGGUUUAUCUCAGAAGCUUUCACGCAUAAUUGGGCCUAGUAGAGCUCGUGAAGUGUCUUUGAGUGCAAUGCCUGUAACUGCUGAACAAGCCGAAAGGUGGGGUUUGGUGAAUCACGUUGUUGAAGGAAGUGAACUUUUGACGAAGGCUCGACAACUUGCUGAAGCCAUAAUUAAGAAUAAUCAAGACUUGGUAUUGAGAUAUAAAUCAGUUAUCAACGACGGAUUUAAACUCGACCUGGAUCAUGCACUUGCUCUUGAGAAGGAAAGGGCUCACGAGUACUAUGAUGGGAUGACGAAGGUGCAGUUUAAGAAAAUGCAGGAAUUCAUAGCUGGUCGGAGGUCAAAGAAACCGCCAUCAAAGCUGUAA
Molecule: messenger RNA, 798 nt
Organism: Fraxinus pennsylvanica
Lineage: Eukaryota; Viridiplantae; Streptophyta; Magnoliopsida; Lamiales; Oleaceae
Source: the annotation of a GenBank genome assembly